CUCUUCCCACCGGCGUUCAGUCGUGAAGCGGAUUGAACGAGCAGCGCUUGCUCUGUGGCGCAGGAGUGUGCGGGCAGGAUCGUAACGGCUGCGGUGGUCAACUGAAAGCACGUUUAAACGCACACCGGGAGCAGCUCCGGAGAGAGGAACCCUGAGCACGGACAGCCGAGGGGAGUUUAUAACGGUUAAGGAGCGGAGGGAGACUCGGGAGAGCGGCAGGAGGCGGUGGAGGAGGAGGAGGAGGAGGAGAAGUGGGGGGAACGGGCGCUCUCUAACGAAUCCGACCGACAUCGCACGCAGAAAUGGCGGAGCACCACGCAGUCGGCGACGGCAAGCACAAGGCGUCCGGCAAUUCUGGGAGCUCGGUGCACGGAAACAGCCGACCCGGCGCCGGCGGUGGAGGAGGAGCAGGGGGCAAAGGAGGCCUCUCUGGCGGACUGACACAACCGGCCGGGUGGCAGUCUCUACUCUCCUUCAGCAUUCUUUUUCUGGCCUGCCUGGCAGGAUUCAGCUCCAGACUUUUCGCUGUGAUCCGGUUCGAGAGCAUCAUCCACGAGUUUGAUCCAUGGUUCAACUACAGAUCAACCCACCAUCUCACCACCAAUGGCUUCUACGAGUUCCUCAACUGGUUUGACGAGAGGGCCUGGUACCCCCUGGGCAGGAUUGUUGGCGGAACAGUCUACCCAGGGCUCAUGGUGACUGCCGGCCUUAUCCACUACAUCCUCAACCUGCUUCACGUAACGGUGCACAUCCGGGAUGUGUGUGUGUUCCUGGCUCCGGUGUUCAGCGGCCUGACGGCCAUCUCCACCUUCCUGCUGACGCGGGAGCUGUGGAACCAGGGCGCAGGGCUGCUGGCAGCCUGCUUCAUCGCCAUCGUCCCGGGCUACAUCUCCCGCUCUGUGGCGGGCUCCUUCGACAACGAAGGCAUCGCCAUCUUUGCGCUGCAGUUCACCUACUACCUUUGGGUGAAAUCUGUGAAGACUGGCUCAGUGUUUUGGACUAUUGGCUGUUGUCUUUCCUACUUCUACAUGGUGUCGGCAUGGGGAGGUUACGUGUUUAUUAUCAACCUGAUUCCUCUGCAUGUGUUUGCACUGCUGCUGAUGCAACGCUACAGCAGAAGAGUCUACAUCGCCUACAGCACCUUUUACAUCGUGGGGCUCGUACUGUCAAUGCAGGUCCCUUUUGUCGGCUUCCAGCCAAUCAGGACCAGCGAACACAUGGCUGCUGCAGGUGUGUUUGCUCUUCUGCAAGCCUACGCCUUCCUGCAGUACCUGAAGGACAGACUCACCCGGCAGGAGUUUCAGACGCUCUUCUUCCUCGGGAUCUCUCUCGCCGCCUGCAUCGUCUUCCUCACAGUCAUCUAUCUCACCUACACAGGAUACAUCGCUCCAUGGAGCGGCCGCUUCUACUCGCUCUGGGACACCGGUUACGCCAAGAUCCACAUCCCCAUCAUUGCAUCGGUGUCGGAGCACCAGCCGACCACGUGGGUGUCCUUCUUCUUUGAUCUCCACAUCCUGGUCUGCACCUUCCCAGCAGGCCUUUGGUUUUGCAUCAAGAACAUCAAUGAUGAACGCGUGUUUGUGGCCCUGUACGCCAUCAGUGCCGUGUACUUUGCCGGAGUGAUGGUGAGACUCAUGCUGACCUUGACGCCGGUGGUGUGCAUGCUGUCUGCUGUGGCGUUCUCCAGCGUCUUUGAGCAUUACAUGGGAGAUGACACCAAGAGGGAGAAGCCGCCUGCUGAAGAUAGCAGCGACGAGGACGACAAGAGGAACUCUGGGAACCUUUACGACAAGGCGGGCAAGGUGCGCAAGCACGUGUCUGAGCAGGAGAAGGCAGAGGAGGGUCUGGGCCCCAACAUCAAGUCCAUCGUCACCAUGCUCAUGCUGAUGCUGCUCAUGAUGUUCGCCGUCCACUGCACCUGGGUGACCAGCAACGCCUACUCCAGUCCCAGCGUGGUGCUGGCGUCAUACAACCAUGACGGGACUCGUAAUAUCCUGGACGACUUCCGAGAGGCUUAUUAUUGGUUGAGACAGAACACGAACGAGCAUGCGCGCGUGAUGUCGUGGUGGGACUACGGAUACCAGAUAGCCGGCAUGGCCAACAGAACCACGCUGGUUGAUAACAACACAUGGAACAACAGUCACAUAGCUCUGGUGGGGAAGGCCAUGUCGUCCAACGAGAGCGCGGCCUACGAGAUUAUGAGGUCGCUGGAUGUGGAUUACGUGCUGAUCAUCUUCGGAGGAGUAAUCGGCUACUCCGGCGACGAUAUAAACAAGUUCCUGUGGAUGGUGAGGAUCGCUGAAGGGGAGCACCCCAAAGACAUCAGGGAGAGCGACUACUUCACUCCGCAGGGAGAGUUCAGAGUGGACAAGGCCGGUUCGCCGACUCUGCUCAACUGCCUCAUGUACAAGAUGUCGUACUAUCGAUUUGGUGAGAUGCAGCUGGAUUUCAGAACGCCGCCUGGCUUCGACCGGACGCGCAACGCCGAGAUCGGCAACAAGGACAUCAAGUUCAAGCACCUGGAGGAGGCGUUCACCUCCGAGCACUGGCUCGUCAGGAUCUACAAGGUGAAGAAGCUGGAGAACAGGGAGGCGCUGGACCACAAGCUCCGCAGCGUGGUGUCCAGGCAGAAGUACACCUCUAAGAAGACUGCCAAGAGGAAGCGAGGACACAUCAAGAACAAACUCGUCCUGAAGAAGGGCAAGAAACUCCCCAAAAAAUAAAGACGGCUCUGAACUCACACGAACGUAAAGAAACCUCCAACAACCAAUGAAGAAGAACACAAGGGCGGGCGGCUAUGUGCCUGGCGGUUGGUCAGGAGCGCUUCUCGUUGGAGCGCCCUCAUUUAACGAGGAAGCGUCACAUCCGGCCUGUCCAGAAUCGUUGUUCGUUUUAUCCUGACGAUGUCUGUCUUGCUUUUUGUUUUGUUUUUCUACUUUUUACUUGAAUGUGGCGAGGCAUAGGGCUGCUCUAAUUGAUUAAACGUUGAUUCAUUUUUUUUUUUUUUUUUUUUUUUUGUGUGUGUGUGUGUGUGUGUAUGUUGGGGGGUUGUUAAUGACCUGAUUAUCAGUCAGAGGAACGUUUGCACCAAAGACCCAUCGACCUUGCUCCGUGGCACAUGGGAACUCAUUGCUAAGAGCGAGGGAACGCCGGGGGGAGAGCAGAGGACUUUGUUCCUGACGCGUGUACAGAGGACAGUAUGCGGUAUGGAGGAACGUCACCGUCUACACGCAGCACAUCUGUAAUAUUAACCUUUUUACCAUCCUCAUCUCCUUAACGUCUGCCUGGCUCUCUGACUUUUGGUUUCCAACAAAUUCUAGAAGAAAUUGGCCUAAUGUGUAAAUAUGUUCUGUAAAGACAACAAAAAAAAAAAAAAAAAUCUCUAAAAUGAUGGUAAUAUAUUGGAUCAUUGUGAUUUUUAAAUGCGCAGUUCUUGGGUUUUCCUCGUUUUUUUUUCCUUUUUUUUAUAUGACAGCAACUAGAACAGUGAAUGCAAUAACUACACAGAGGGGCUUCAGAUUUCAUUGAAAGAAUUUGAAUGUGAUUUUUAUUUUUUACAUCUCCCCCCUUUUUUUUUCCAUAAAUUGCAUUGAUUGUACAUUUCUGCUGCUAGGCUUUUAAAAAACAAGCAAGUGAGCUGUAGAGAAAAAAAUAUAUAUGUUACAAACUGGGGCUGCAGGGGGCGCUCUUGGUUGAGCAAAGCCUAGUUAUAUUGCAGAAUUUUACCUUGUUGCCGUUCACAUUUUUUGGCUUCUUUCUUCUUACUUUGGCUCGUCAUGCAGCUGCUGCUGACCACACAUGGUGAUUAGACUUGUCCGUUUGUUUUGCUUUUGAAUUUGCUUUGAAAAUCAACAGAAAUGUGAAGGAGGAUUUUUGUGUGUAGGCUUGGUAAAGGACGGCUGUUAUCAGGAGCAACAUCGGUUGUAACGGGAAGAUAAAUUACCAAAUGUUAAGGAGCUGUGUCCUAAUGCUGCACCACAUACUUGCUUCCCUCGGCGGAAAUGUCAGGCAACUUUGAACCAGGUUAGCUGCUACUCUUUCUUUUUUUUUUUUUUUUUUUAUCAAAAAGUAAAAAAAUGCCAUCAAAACGAAAUAAAACCUCAAAAAUUCAUGACUUGCAAGAAAAAGAGUAGCUGAGGCUGGAAGCUCAUGAUGGUUGCAAUGAAACUCAAAAUUAUAAAGUUUUCAUUCCGACAUGCAUAUGACACAAAAUAAAACUGAAAAUGGAGGAUCGAUUUUGACUAAAAUAAUUAGGGGUGUUUUUCGUUGAAUUCUUCAUGCCCUGGUUGUUCAGUGGAAACGUUUUUCUUGCCAUCACAGCGAUCCAACUCCCAACUCAGGUUUUUUUUUUGUUUUUUUGUUUUUUUCAUACCUUCAUUUUUAUUUUGAUCAUUUGAUGAGUCCCUCGGGUUGGACUGCAUCCCUGCCAUCACCCUAAUCUUCAGCUCCCUCUACAGACGCUCUAUUAAAAUUUAAGUCAGGACUUUGACUGGACCCCUCAGAACUUUAAUGCAAUUUCCAAGCAGAAGAAAUCUGGAGCACACAGACGUGUAGUAUUCCAGAUGCAGAGAAGCAGUUCUGCAUGUAUCACUUCUCCCAACAUUAGAAUAACCUACUCUGCUAGUGAGUUAUAACGUUUUUGUGCGAGUCUCACUUUUUUCCAUGUAAUUAUUCCAUAUUUUACUGCGUUAGACUUCCCCCACAUAAAUGUUUGUCCCUAAAAUAUGUCACCUCAAUCUGAUGCUUCUCAUGUGGUGAAAGAAGGGAUGUUAUUACACUGAAGCACAAAUGAACACACUUCUUUAUUUGGCUCAGACACAGAGGAAGAACAGUUGCAGUAAAGGCUAAUUAUAGUGGUUUGAAAUGCAAGGUGAUCUGCAAAAUUAGCAGUGAUGACAGCGGACGUUCAAAAAGUGAAAACGGCUGAAAACAAUGUAGCUGAUUAACUUUUCGCCAACAACCAGCUGGUGUGGUCAGCUGACUGGUUUGGCUUUUGACUCCAUGAAUUGUCGUCUCUUUCAUCAGCUGAACUUUUGGUUCACUUUCCCAGAACUUAAAAUAUUUAAAGCAGAGAAACGAUUUUUGUUGGCUGAGGUGAAAUAUUUGCUCUUCACAGGUUUACUUCCUCCUUCUUUGUAGCAAAAGACCUCAGUGCCACACAUCAGUUCUACCCUACCCACACUCUGUUAUUUUGGUUUGCAGGUCUGCCGUAACUCUAUUUUCUGUCCUUUAAGAAUUCACACGAGGGAGAUCUGGAUUUCGUUGGUGUAAAGGAGUAAAUUCCAAAGGGCACUUCUGUUUUUUGGGGAGAAACCUUUAAAAAUGAUAACAUUCUAUUUCCCCCUCACGGCUGCCUUGGUAGUAAAUACUCUAUUUAAAAAUGUUUCCCUUGUCCAGUUUGAGCAGGUUUCAGCCGGGGUGUGCUGUAUGGAUUUGGGACACAGCUCUGCAUCUGUUUUCAUACGACAGAAACUGAAAGAUUGUUUUAAUGCAUGCUUUGGGAACUUUUUUUUUAUUUUUCUGUUUUUAUCAAACCAGAGAGACUUAAAAUCACAUCGUACAGCUGUUAUUUGUUUUGCCACAUUGUACGGAAGGGGAGGUUUUCUGACUGUUUUCUUUAAAAUGCGUCUGAGUUGCUUUGUUCUCGUUUUUACCGCCCGUCUCCUCUGGAGGCCUCAGGCUGCUGGAACGGUGACAUUCCGACGUGUCGUUGCACUUCGCCUAAAACUGCAUUGUGUCCUUUUUGGAUUCUCAUUAGUACGGAGAGGACAGAGUUCAGACUAAGCCUUAAUGUGAUGUACUUUUACUUUUCCUCAUGUGAUAAGUUUUUCCUUAAAACGGAUUAAAAUGUUGCUUUUCCGA
Molecule: messenger RNA, 5862 nt
Organism: Poecilia reticulata (guppy)
Lineage: Eukaryota; Metazoa; Chordata; Actinopteri; Cyprinodontiformes; Poeciliidae
Product: dolichyl-diphosphooligosaccharide--protein glycosyltransferase subunit STT3B
Biological process (GO): post-translational protein modification
Cellular component (GO): membrane
Molecular function (GO): dolichyl-diphosphooligosaccharide-protein glycotransferase activity
Source: RefSeq, a predicted model, not a curated record